Molecule: messenger RNA, 1054 nt
Organism: Geodia barretti
Lineage: Eukaryota; Metazoa; Porifera; Demospongiae; Tetractinellida; Geodiidae
Source: the annotation of a GenBank genome assembly
ACGUGAUUUGCGAUGAAAUACUGGAGAAUUCACCUGGAGGGACACCCAGUCCCAUAAACGGCAGGCCUGCGCCUCCUUUGCUGGCUCCGCCCCCUUUCCGUCUCUCCCCUCGCUUCUGCUUGUCUUUACGACCCCACAUCUUGAACGACACGGACACACAAACUCUCUAAAGACACUGCACAGCUCUCUUAGAGCUAGAAUAGGCCAGAUGUAGGCCACGCCCCGUUUCUCCGACACGGGACCUCCACAACCGCGCAUGCGCAAACACUGAAUUUCGGGAAUGCGAGGAAUGCAAUAUUACCAGCCCCGCCUGCGUUUUUUUUGCAGACGAGCGUCAUCGGAGAGACGCGCGACGCUAAGCUGCAGUUUUUCUCUCUGAUCGCAGGGAAGACGAGGAUCGCCAUGCCCAACACAGGCAUGCUUGAUCACCGUGCAUACGGGUAAUGACGUCAGCUUGUUAGUAAGAGGUUCACUAGAGGGAAUAGGGAAGACCAUCUUUUGUCUGGACAAAAGAUGGUUCUUUUCCUUGCCCUACCAGUCUCUGCAUUUCUACCAUUCUUCAGUCAUCACUCUACCGCAGUAACUAAGGCGCUGUUGUCUCUCUGCUGUGUGUGUAGGAGCAGUCGACGUGAGCGGAGCAGAGUUCACUGGCUGGAGGCCUGGCCCUCGCGAGCUGGCUACACCACCGUCGAGUCCACGCGUGUCGCCAGUUUCUCCAGACAUCUGCAGAUCCUCAGGAGCCUAAACCAGCCUUCCACAGGUCGUUCUGGUUCCAGACCAGGAUCCUCCACUCCAUACCCCUCGAACUCCCUGUCCCCAUUCCAUACCACCAUGAAACCAACCUGUGGCUACUUCUUCGCUCACGACACUGAUAACAAGAAGCGACGCAUUGGAAUUCCACCGUCCAACCUGGUGGCAUGGAGGUCAAAGGUUGGCCACACCCACACCCAGAGAGCCCAGACUGCUCACUGAUACUUUCGAAAAUUUUCGUCAAAACUUUUUUGAAGUUGUACUUUUGGUGUUUGUGGUGAUUGGAAGAUGACAAAAAUGUUUG